AUGAGUGAAAAUGAGUCUGGUACAGGACAGAUGCUUCAUCAAAAGCGAAGCUUUUCUGAGCAAGACGAUGGCUUCUAUGAGGUAAACAAGGUUUCAAAAAAAGAACUUUUGGAACAAUUACAAAGUAGCAGGCGAUGUUAUGAAGUCUCAUCCAGAAAGUUGGAAAAACAAAAGAUCGAAUUGUAUGAUAAAUUACGGCACAUCGCUUUUUUCCUUAGUUGGUGGCCUCUUAUAGCUCAACAGUUUUACUGUAUUUUCCAAAACCGCGAGUCUGCUGAUUUUGGGAUUGAACAGUCGAUUGCGCUCUUGGAGCAGACUCCUGAUAUGGAACAUAUAAAAAAAUCGCUUCAGAAUGAACAAUCGGGGAUUCAUGCGAUGCUAAAUGAUUCGUUUUCUCCAGAAAUAUUGGAAAAAGUAACGUCAACGCCUGACUUUCAAUCUACGUUCACUUUUCCGUUGAAAGACGAUUCCCAGUUAAGUGAAAGUAAAACGAUCCUUGAUUCUGAAAUAGAAAGAGUAAUGAACGAUCUUCAAUCUGCAGAGGGUCGCCUGCAUAGUAUUCUUAAGCUUCCCGAUCGGUCUAGUAGCUACACAUUACGAUGCAUCAAUGAAUCGGUAAGUUCGCAUCCCCCUACGAAGAAAGAAAACCCAGUAAAUGGAAAGGAAAAGGCUGCUUCAGUCGGUGAAGCUUUGGGGCAGCAAUCUCAAUUACAAGAGCUUUCCCGCUUACAAGAAGAGCAACAAGCCAUAAUGAAUAUAUACUCUCAGCAGAUGUCCUCUGUCGAUUCCAAAUUGAGUGAAAUUGACAAUAUAAUUAUUAAACGAAAAAAUGAGCUUGGAAGUGUUGACUGGGAACAUCUCCAGAAAAGCCCUUCGUUAUUGAAUUUAAUGCAUGUUAUAUCAUUAACGUCUGCUCAAUACGGGGCUCUUGAACAAUUGUAUAUUGAAUGCUUCGAGGAUAGGGAGUUUUUUCUACAUCAGAAGCGAAAUUUUGAUAAUUAUUCUAGGUCAUAUUAUCAAUCCGUAUUGUCUGAUUUUGAAACGCAGAUUGUCGCACUACAAAAAGAUGAACAUCGAAUUGCACAAGCCAAAGCGGAUCUUUUGAAAGCAAGUGGGAAAAAACAAGCAGGUUUAGAUGAAAAGGUCGGCAUUUUAACGGAGAAAACAGACAAACUCAAGGAAUUGGAUGCCCAAGUAGAAGAAACCAAGAAAAAAAUAGAGUCAAUAAACAAUUCUGUCGGUGCCAAGUUACAAGAAAGAACGAAAUCUUUACUUUUCCAAAGAGAGUUAUCCAAAUUUUUAACCCAAGAAUUGGCUCAUACGGAGCGGGCUUUCCGUUUAGCUAAUCAACAAGUUUUAAAGAAAAUUGAUAUGCGCAUGGAGGAAUUAACUAACAGGUAUAAAGUGGAAAAGGAUAAGGCGGAGCAGAAAUAUUUUGUCACCAUGAAAUCCGGAGAUAGUUUACAUGCCGAGGUAAAAGCGCUACGUGAAAAAUACAAGAAGACGGAUGAAUUUACCUCCAAAAUGUUAUAUACCCAGCAUCUGACUACUUUAGAAAUUAUCAAGUUAGAAGAAAGAAUUUCUGAUUUAUCUGAGGUUCGAAAUACAUCUUCGAGAUAUUCCGUCGAGUUUCAAGUUAAACAAGCAGCUCAAAAUUUUACGAUAGCUAGCCAAGAGAAAAAGGUGAACAACCUAGAGGGAAUAAUUAAAAAGGCGAAAUCUGAAUUAACCGAUUUGAAUGAACAAUCGUCGUUGCUAUCGUCAAAUAUUGUCUCCUUGGAAAAACGAAAUGAGCAUCAUGAGUGGCAGAAGCGAAAGUUAAACGACAGUGCUGUAUCUUCAUCCGAAGAGGAAAUGAAGAUGUAUAGAGCUAUGUGUAAGUGUUCUGUUUGCAAUUUUGAACGUUGGAAAAAUUCAGCAAUAUCACUUUGUGGGCAUGCUUUUUGUUAUCAAUGUGUACAAAAAAGAAUAGAAACGCGUCAAAGACGCUGUCCAAUAUGUGGCCGAGGUUUUGGAGCUUCCGAUGUUGUUCCUAUGCAAUUAUAG
Messenger RNA from Schizosaccharomyces osmophilus, 2046 nucleotides. RefSeq names its product histone H2B-K119 ubiquitin ligase complex (HULC) subunit, ubiquitin-protein ligase E3 Brl2 (gene brl2). Gene Ontology annotation, cellular component: nucleus; HULC complex. Lineage: Eukaryota; Fungi; Ascomycota; Schizosaccharomycetes; Schizosaccharomycetales; Schizosaccharomycetaceae. The transcript has a single exon. The record is from RefSeq and is a predicted model, not a curated record. Bases 1 to 2046 code for a protein of 681 amino acids. Gene Ontology annotation, molecular function: ubiquitin protein ligase activity.